Molecule: messenger RNA, 605 nt
Organism: Racocetra persica
Lineage: Eukaryota; Fungi; Glomeromycota; Glomeromycetes; Diversisporales; Gigasporaceae
Source: the annotation of a GenBank genome assembly
GUUUCAGAACAAUGCUGUUACAUUCCACAAUCUUUUAUAAAGGAAUUUGUAAAGAAUUGCACAAUAUAUGCAACUCAAAGAACUUUUCCAAAUCUAGUAGCUGCAAAACCAAUAAUCUCUAAUGCUUUCCUUAAUAGGGUUCAGGAUCAUUAUACUCAGUACUCUUGGGCUCGUGCAUUGACCAGCAAGUGGCCAAUUGAAGUGCCUGAUGUUCAUAUUAUUAAUAGGUGCCCAAGGCACCCACAGAGUCAAGGGCUUGUAAAACAUGCGAAUAAUAUACUUCAACAAAAAGUAUCUAAAUGGAUAGAAGAUAUACAAAGGAGAGAUUGGGUUCAUGCUAUACUAUUAUGCUGUUUAAAUGACGAUAAAAUGGUGAAUAAUGAUGAAAGAGUAGAUUAUGAUAAAAUGGUAAAUAAUGAUGAAAUAGUAGAUGAAAAUGAAAUGGUGGAUGAUGAUAAAAGGGUGGACAAUGAUGAAAGAGUACACAAUGAUAAAAGUGUGAAUGAUAAAAGAGUUGACAAUGAAAGAGUAGAUGACGAUGAACGUGUAGAUAUUGAAAGAGAAAAUUAUAGAAGUGUAUAUAAUGAAAGAGUGAAUGAUAAAGG